AUGAUACCAACGUCUACACUUAGUACACUAGUCUUAUAUUUUCAACAAGACAGUUCAAUAACAAUGGAUAUGUUAACAGAAUAUUUGACAUGUAUGCCUGUUUUAAAGCAUCUUGAAAUUAAAGCACACAGUAAACUUCUUGAUGCAAAUGCAUGGAAGAUGUUGUUGGAAACAUCCUUACCAUUACUAACUCAUUUUACUCUUCAAACAACUACAUUUCGUAUAGAAGAAGUUGAUCUUCAAGAUGUGCUCAUUUCAUUUCAAAGUUCAUAUUGGAUAUCGAAAAAGAACUUCAAUAUAAUAGUAACCAAACAUGAAUAUUCGGAUUUCGAUGGUUUCGGCAUAGACAAAAUGAAACACAUUGUUCGAUGUGAAUUUGAUUGGCCUGUUAUUCAAUGUUGGAUAGCACCUAAACGUACUGGUAAUAAUAAUAAUCUUAUGAUAGAAUCAACAUUACCUAAUAUUUAUUUAAGAAGUAUUAAUUUAGCGCAAUAUAUCGUUGAACUUGUCCAUUCUAAUAUAGAUAAAAUACCUAAACUUGUUGUAUGA
Messenger RNA from Rotaria sp. Silwood1, 549 nucleotides. The record is from the annotation of a GenBank genome assembly. NCBI's taxonomy places the organism in Eukaryota, Metazoa, Rotifera, Eurotatoria, Philodinida, Philodinidae.